Molecule: messenger RNA, 1329 nt
Organism: Aegilops tauschii subsp. strangulata
Lineage: Eukaryota; Viridiplantae; Streptophyta; Magnoliopsida; Poales; Poaceae
Product: peroxidase 12
Biological process (GO): hydrogen peroxide catabolic process; response to oxidative stress
Molecular function (GO): heme binding; peroxidase activity
Source: RefSeq, a predicted model, not a curated record
GUGUAUAAAUAACAAGGGUUUAGUGUCCAUAGCUUGAGCAAGCCACACGACCAUCGUGCAGAAAGCUCAGCUACAUCUACACGGCGGCAGCCAUGGCGUCCAGAGCAGCAGCGGCCGUCCUCGUCCUUGCAGCCUUGAUCUGCGCCGCGCACUCCUCGGUGGCUGCUGAGGGGCUUUCGCGGGGCUUCCACGCGGCGUCGUGCCCGGAUCUGGAGAACAUCGCGGGGUCGCUCGUGGCAGAGACCUUCCGCCGCGACGUCGGCGUCGCCCCGGCCCUCAUCCGCAUCCUCUUCCACGACUGCUUCCCGCAGGGCUGCGACGCGUCGGUGCUUCUCACGGGGAACAACAGUGAGCUGAAUGCGGUGCCCAACCAGACGCUCCGCCCCGUGGCUCUGGACCUCAUCGAGCGCAUCCGCGCCGCCGUCCACCGCGCCUGCGGCCCGACCGUCUCCUGCGCCGACAUCACCGUCCUCGCCACCCGUGACGCCCUCGUGCAGGCUGGCGGGCCCCACUUCGACGUCGCCUUUGGCCGCCGCGACGCGCUCGCCCCGGCGUCGCAGGACCUCGUGGACACCCUGCCGGCGCCCUCCUUCGACGUGCCGACCCUCAUCUCCUCCUUCGGCAACCGGAGCCUCGACGUGGCGGACCUCGUCGCCCUCUCCGGCGCGCACACCUUCGGCAUCGCCCACUGCCCCUCCUUCUCCGACCGCUUCACUCCCAACGUCGACCUCAACCCGCUCAUCGAUCCGUUAUUCGCCAGGAGGCUGCGGGCCAAGUGCGCCAAGGACGUGCCCCAGGGCACCGUCAACCAGACCCUCGACGUGCGCACGCCCGACGUGUUUGACAACAAGUACUACUUCGACCUCAUCGUGAGGCAGGGCCUGUUCAAGUCAGACCAGGGCCUCAUCGACCACCCCGACACCAGGCUCUUGGCUUCACGGUUCGCGCUCAUCCAGUCCGCCUUCUUCAGGCAGUUCGCCAAGUCCAUGGUGAAGAUGAGCAACAUGGACUUGCUCACUGGCACCCAGGGCGAGAUCCGGCUGAACUGCGCCGUUCCCAACAAGCGUGUCGAGGGCAUCGAGACCGCCAACGACGACGGCCACACCGCCGCCAUGUGAGAGAUUGGUCGGUUAUCGAUGCUAGCUCACGCGUGUGUGUGCUUCCAUGUGUGUGUAGCACUGGAGAUGGUGUCCUUGUGCUAGUCGUUUUGUGAAGUUGUCGUACGUGUUGUAAUAAAAUGAGUGAGUGGUCGGCAGACCAAGAGUAGGAGUAUAUGCUUCCUACCGUAAGAGGUUCCAUUUGGUUACCGGUGUAUGAUCACCAUCAGUA